AAUCUUUAGUGUUCUUUUAUUUUUUUGAUUCAAAAUUGUUCAAAUUCCGAAUAAAAAUGGUGGAGCAACAAAAGAAGCGACUGGAGGACGCCAUCAGCGGCAUGAUCGAGGACAUGUACCGCACCCACUUGCGCAGGAUGCAGUCCACAAUGCACCGCUGUGCUGCCCGUUGCUGCGAUGAUGAGCGAGGAACGCUGGAGAGCGUCCAGAACUGCAUCGAGAAGUGUGCCGGACCCCUAAUGGAUGCACAGGACUAUCUACAGCACGAGCUGGGCCAGUUUCAGAACCGCCUCCAGAAUUGUGUGAGGGACUGCAACAGCGAUGCCCGGUCCCGACUGCCCAGCAACCCGAAUGACCGGGACAUGUCCCGAUCCCAGCACAUGUUCGAGAGCUGCACGGGCGGCUGUGUGGAGAAGCACAUAAACCUGAUCCCCGGGCUGCUCAAGUCGAUCAAGCAGACGCUGGACAGAGGUCCCCCCAAGAGAUCGCGCAACAUGGACGCCUAGUCACGAUGCAAUCCCCGUCCAAACCGCCCGAGGAUCGAUGCGAAUUAAAAACGCCACUAACACUUAGGAUACUCUAGACGAAACUGUAGGCCGGGGAGGCUUAUCGGAGCAGGGCUUAUCAGUGCCACGUGGCACGCGUCUGCCUGCUUGAAAUCCGGCUCCCGGACCUUUUUUGGGCCCUAGCUCAUUAAAUAUCUAGUAAUAAAGAUUCUUAGUAGUAUGCAACAA
Molecule: messenger RNA, 734 nt
Organism: Drosophila biarmipes
Lineage: Eukaryota; Metazoa; Arthropoda; Insecta; Diptera; Drosophilidae
Product: protein FAM136A
Exons: 4
Coding region: 57-506 (149 amino acids)
Cellular component (GO): cytoplasm
Source: RefSeq, a predicted model, not a curated record